Bufo bufo (common toad) is the source of this 5220-nucleotide messenger RNA. RefSeq names its product proprotein convertase subtilisin/kexin type 1 (gene PCSK1). The record is from RefSeq and is a predicted model, not a curated record. Gene Ontology annotation, cellular component: trans-Golgi network; Golgi membrane. NCBI's taxonomy places the organism in Eukaryota, Metazoa, Chordata, Amphibia, Anura, Bufonidae. The coding region runs from base 277 to 2475 and encodes 732 amino acids. Gene Ontology annotation, biological process: protein processing. The transcript has 14 exons. Gene Ontology annotation, molecular function: serine-type endopeptidase activity.
GGCAGUGGAGCUACGUGAAUCCCUGCUUCCUAUUUUAGCAUCUCUCCUCCCUUGGGAAUACCGUAUAGAUUUAAGACGCAGCAAGUGUGCUUGACGUAGUUGUGACGUGUAAAUACUCAUUUCCAUUGAAUGUGGAGAAAGGUUCUUGUUGUUUUUCCAGCUCUAGACUCCACCGGAGAAAGCUGCUCCUGACAUCUGCUCACCAGGCAACGAGGCAAAAGCAAAGGGUUUUAUAUGUGAUCCAGGUUUCUGAAUAUUGCACACAUCUGCUCUGAAAUGGAAGGAGGAUGCUGGCCUUACAAGUGCAUUGCUGUAGUGUCUAUCUUGUCGUCAUGUUGCUUACUAUUUGUGUCUGGCAUAGAAAGACGAUAUGUGAAUGAAUGGGCUGCAGAGGUCCCGGGUGGUCCAGAAGAGGCAGAGUUACUAGCAAAAGAACUGGGCUAUGAAUUACUUGGUCCGAUUGGAUCACUUGAAAAUCACUAUUUAUUCAGACUCCCGGCCCAUCCAAGGAGAAUGCGGAGGAGCCUCCCUCACAUAACAAAGCGGCUAAAUGAUGAUGAGCGUGUGUCAUGGGCAGAACAACAAUAUAUUAAGGAGAGAAAUAAACGUUCCAUCUUAAGACAAAACACAGAAGAUCUGUUUAAUGAUCCUAUGUGGAAUCGUCAGUGGUAUUUGCAAGACACAAGAGUGAACCCAUCAUUGCCAAAGCUGGACCUCCAUGUCAUCCCAGUAUGGAGGAAAGGAAUAACAGGGAAAGAUGUUGUUAUUACCGUAUUAGAUGAUGGAUUAGAAUGGAAUCAUACAGACAUCCAUGCAAAUUAUGACCCAGAAGCAAGUUAUGAUUUCAAUGAUAAUGAUAAAGACCCAUUCCCACGAUAUGACAUCACAAAUGAGAACAAACACGGCACCAGAUGCGCAGGAGAAGUUGCGAUGGUUGCAAACAACAACAAAUGUGGAGUUGGAGUGGCAUAUAAUUCUAAAGUAGGAGGGAUUCGGAUGUUAGAUGGUGUUGUGACUGAUGCCAUUGAAGCAAGUUCUAUUGGGUUUAAUCCUCAGUAUGUAGACAUUUACAGUGCCAGCUGGGGGCCAAAUGAUGAUGGGAAAACUGUUGAAGGCCCUGGGAGACUGGCACAAAAGGCCUUUGAAUAUGGCAUCAAGCAGGGCCGAAAUGGAAAAGGUUCCAUCUAUGUCUGGGCUUCUGGUAAUGGUGGUCGUCUAGGGGAUAACUGUGACUGUGACGGAUACACAGACAGCAUCUACACCAUCUCUAUCAGCAGCGCCUCCCAACAAGGGCGGUCACCCUGGUAUGCAGAGAAAUGCUCCUCGACCAUAGCUACUGCGUACAGCAGUGGAGACUACAAAGAUCAGAGAAUUAUAAGUGCAGAUCUACAUAAUGAUUGCACUGAAACACACACUGGGACCUCAGCAUCUGCUCCAUUGGCUGCUGGAAUCUUUGCUUUGGCCUUGGAACAAAACCCUAAUCUAACAUGGAGAGAUAUGCAGCAUCUUACAGUCUGGACAAGUGAAUAUGAUCCAUUAGCUAAUAACCCUGGCUGGAAGAAAAAUGGAGCAGGUCUCAUGGUGAACAGUAGAUUUGGAUUUGGUUUGCUCAACGCCAAGGCACUUGUGGAUUUAGCUGAUCCUAGAACAUGGAAAGGAGUUCCUGAGAAGAAAGAGUGUAUUGUUAAAGACAGUGAAUUUGCACCAAGACUUUUAAGUUCAGGAGAUGAAAUUACAAUUGAAUUUCCCACAAAAGCUUGUGAAGGUCAAGAAAAUUAUAUCAAGUCUCUAGAGCACUUGCAGCUGGAGGCUACUAUCGAGUACACACGUCGGGGAGAUCUUCACAUCACACUAACGUCACCAUCAGGAACCAAAACUGUUCUUUUGACUGAACGAGAGAGAGAUAAAUCUACUAAUGGUUUCAGAAAUUGGGCCUUUAUGUCUGUCCACACCUGGGGAGAAGACCCAGCAGGAACAUGGAUUGUCAAAAUCACUGAUGAGUCUGGAAGAAAGGAAAAUGAAGGAAGAAUUGUUAAUUGGAAGCUGAUUCUGCAUGGAACAUCAACUCGUCCAGACCACAUGAACGAGCCAAGAGUGUACACUUCCUACAAUAUAGUCCAAAAUGAUCGAAGAGGUGUAGAGAAAAUGGUAGACAUUGAAAAGGAACCCAGUAUGGAAAAACCUGCUACAGUAAAACCAACAUCUUACCUAGAGAAUGAUGAAUUGGAGGAAGCAGUGAAACGUCUUCUGAAUAAUGCCUUUGACAGAGAAACGGCUUCAUAUGCACAGAAACGGACUGAAAUUCCUAAGCACCAUUAUUAUUAUGCUCUGGAUAAAAUAAGCAAGCUGCCAGAUGCAAAAGACAGUGAGAACAGCUUAUACAAUGACUAUAUUGAUCGAUUCUAUAAAAACAAGUCUUACAAGCAUAGAGAUGAUGUUCUAUUGCAAGCUCUGCUGAAUAUUGUAGAGUCAUAGUAUUUAGUUUGAUUUUUAAUGUUGGAAUCAUGCCACCACCCAUUAUAUAUUUGAUCUCCACUAACUUAAUUUUACAUUAGAAAAUGUGCCAAAAAUAAACACUGUACCUAUACCGUAUGUAUUCCAGGAUGGGUUCAGCCUGAAAGAUAAAGUGGAAGACCUUCAUACAGUCAAUGACAAAACCAGCAAUCAUCUAAUGAUGUUCUGUAGAUGUUCCACAAAUCAUUAGAACUUACUCUUAACGCCAAUGAAUAAGUGUGGCCCAUAGGAACCCAUCUCAUUCCACCAGUCCCUUUUCUGGUUUGCGUUAGACUUCUCUCAUGUUGUGAUGGAGACAUACAACAUUACACAGAUAUACAACAUUACACAAGAAAUCUAUGACACAUUAAGAAAUGAUUUGCUUAAAAUAUUGUGCAAGAUUCCCACAUGGUCUUGUAUCCCACAGAAACUGAUAUAUAGGCCCAGAUUUACUAAUCUGUCUGCAUCUAAACUGUGAUUCAUAUUGGUGCAUUUGUUUUUGUUUUUUUGUGACAAAUUUACAAAAUAUUGCACCAUUUGUUACAUUUGUCACAGGGAAUCCCUAUAGAUUUUUCAGUCUAACGUCUAACCUCAUUUACUAUAGAGGUUUCCGACAGUCUGUAUAUCACUAGGGUACUGAAGCACACUUGUGCAUUUUGGGUUGAUUUGCGACUUUAUGAUAAAUCUGUCACAAAACACUUGACUGACCCUCAGUGAAUGAAAAUUGACAGGCAUGGCACAACUCCCUCAAACAAUCACGCAUAGACAUAAAUUUGGUGCAAAUGCUUAAUCCACCAGCACCUUUGAGAAAUUACCUCCUAAAUUUACAUUUUCUUUGCCAUGUCAAAUAACUUAUAGAAUCAGUUGCUAUGAUUUAUUGUGCGGCCCGGGUCAUAAGUGAAGGAAAGAUAACCUCUACUUGGGAUACUCAAUACGUUAAAUGUUGUGGAAUGAAUCUUUGAUGACAGGUUUAUCCUACAUAAUUAAAAACUUUAAACAUGAGAAUGAUAUAAUGAGUACAGAAAAUUAAUCAGCCGACAUUUUUAACGGAAUUAUUGGAAAACCAUAAUAUAUGAUAAAAAUUAAUGUAAAGAUUCAUGUGUUAAGUGACUGUAGCUGGCAGUACUGAUUUGAACACAUAAGCAGCCAUUACUGGACUGUAAAAUUGGCAAUUAUAGUCACAGUAAUCUGUUCAAGCUCCUCCAGACACAUUCAUUUUUAAUGGACAGAGGAAAAAAUUGCCUUAUUUUUAUAGGAUUUCCUGGAAUUUACAGAAGGUUGGCAACCUUGGUUUACUAUGGGCAACAGGGACAGUUUUUCUGUUAGAUGGUGUUAAUAAGGUUGUGUUCCCACAUCAGUUACUUGAUCAGUUAUUUCCAUCAGUUAUUUUGAGCCAAAAGCACAGAACAGGAGCAAAUCUUUCCAUUAUACCUUAUCUCCGUGUAGGCUUCACUACUGGUUUUGGCUGACAAUAACUGAUGGAAAAAACUGACCAAAUAAUGUGAACUGGGCCUAAAUUAGGCCCCAUACAUCUGUAGAUAUGCUCCACUGUAAGAAAUGUUUCUAGGGUGGAGUACCUCUGAAAAUACUGGUGGGGUAGCCCACAAUUUGUACAGAAUCUGACAGAAUAAAGCCUUCUAUAGGCCUCUGUAUGAAGUCAGAGGCACGUGGAGGUACAGCUGAAGGCUCGGCACGUGGAGGUACAGCUGAAGGCUCCUGCACCUUUAUGGGGCCUAUUAUAGCAAGUCCUAGCCAUGAAAGUUUAAAGGGCUAUUCCCAUCUAAGUUAUUUAUUGCUAAGAUCAGAAUGCAUGUCAUAUGCAGUGACCAGAGGUGGCCAGGGUUACGCAAACACCGGGGCACAGUGUGUGGUAUGUUUUUCAUAAUUCCUAUAGAAGAAAAUAGGAGUUACAGAAAGUGUGAAGCCACAGCCAGUUCAGCUAUUUUCCAUAAUCCCAGCCUCCUCUGGCCAUUGAAUACGAUGAGUAUUCUGAUUUUAGUAUACGAAUGACUGAGAUGGGAAUACCCCUUUAAGGAAUGUAUGACCCGGGGUGAUAUAUUCAGGUAUAUGCUUUACUUGCUUUAUCCAAGUUUUUCCUUUAAAAAAAAUCUAUUGUAAUAAAAUAUAAUAAUCAUAUCACUUUGAUCUAUCACCAGGAUUGUACUAUUCUUCUGCUAUUCCUCCUGUAAAUUUAUAAAUACAUUGACAUAUGGGGAUUAGCACUACCAUUGUCAAUAGAGUAGCUGCUUACAUAAGGUGUGUAGGGACAGCUCCCAUUAGCAAAGCAAUGCAAAGCAAUUUUUAAUUUAUUCAUACAUUUCCAGGAGGAAUAACUGAGGAGCGGGACAAUGCAGAAAUCUAAGAAAGGGAAUAGUACUUUUAUAGGGAUUGCAAGUAUUUAGUAUUUACUAAAAUAGACAUGUUGUAAGAGCUGACAGAAUCUUUUCUUUAAAAUAAGAACCUGGUGAAUCUAUGCCUGGAUGACAUUGAUUUUGCACAUUUAGGUUUUGCACAGCUGCAAUAGCUCUGAGCAGCAGUAAAUAAAAUACAGCACGAAUGUCAUUCACAAGUGACAAAUGAAUAACAAGUUGCUGUAUAAUUAUGGAUUCAAUAUUAUGAUAGAGUAUAUACUGUAAUAAGCAUAGAAAUAUAUUAGAACUACCAGUGUAUUAUUUUUGUACUGCUCUCCAUAGAGCUAAGCAUACAGUAUCUAUCUAAUUCCAGUAG